Molecule: messenger RNA, 564 nt
Organism: Candidula unifasciata
Lineage: Eukaryota; Metazoa; Mollusca; Gastropoda; Stylommatophora; Geomitridae
Source: the annotation of a GenBank genome assembly
AUGGAUAAUAAACCCAGCGAGUGCUGUUGGAAAGCAGUGCUUGUCGUGUGUCGAUUUUUGGGGAUCGUAACAGCGCUAGUUCUUUGGGGUGUUGGUGUGGAGUAUGUCUACUAUGGAACAGUUUUUGGAAUUUACUUUAUUGUCAUUGCUAUCGUGACAUCCUUUCUGGAAAUAGUAUUCCUUCUGAACCAUGUUGUUGAAGUCUGUGCCAGCCACACCAGUUUGUUUAUGAGCGUAUGGGAUAUGAUCUUGAGCUUUGAUGACUGGAAGAAGGGUGGCCUGUACUUUAUUCUCUUUGCCCCACCAUGUUUUGUGAAGCCUGCAGAGGUCAUGCUGGGCAUUCCUGCAGGCUGCCUGCUGAUAGUUACUGGAAUUUUUUAUAUGUUGAAAACAUUCAAGACCAGACGGGAUGAGGAGAAUGCCAGCAUACUGCAAAUUGCACCUUAUGACAGGUUUGCAGAGGCCCCAACAGAAGACAUUGAGGAUGACAUUGUCACCAUGACAAACAACCCAACCAGCGGCAUAACAAGUGUAGCAGAGCAGUCAGAAAUUUUGGACUUGUAG